UCUGCUAUUAAUGAAAUGAUAUAACUUUCCAAAUUCCAGCUCAUUAGCAUUUCUACCUCAUUUCUGAUUCCAGACCAAACAUCUCUCUUCUUUUUAAUGCAGAAAUUAAGGCAAAAAAAUCUAGCAUUCUACAGACUAGAAGCAGUGUAAAGGAAGAGAACUGAUUAGGAUUUUCUUGAUCCAGUGGCUAGGUUUUUUUUUUCCCCAUAUUUUCAAGUUUCAGAACUAAAAAUCUUCAUUCAGUUCUAGAAAAGGGGACCGGAAUGUCAUCGAGCGGGACCAAAUAUGGCUUAUACAGUCCAGGAAGCACUGGCUGGUCAUCAAUGAGGAAUGAAGAAUUCCAAGAAGCAGAUGUUUGGGGAGGGUUCAAGGAAAGAAAUGAAUUUGAUUCCAGGAUCAGUUCAUUUCAAGAAGGAGCUUUCAUUUCCAAAAGCCAGCCAACAGGAUCCCGGACGAUCCCGAGAGCCAACAAGAAUCAGAAUCCCAAUUCCCACGAACCCAAAAUUCUUCAAAACUCGGCCCCAGUCAACAUUCCAGACUGGUCAAAGAUUUAUGGGACGGGAUCAAAGGUUAACGGUCAUGAUUUUGCAGGAAGUCAUCGAGAAAUUGAUGACGAUGAAGGUGAAGGUGAAGAUGAAGAAGAUGACGGGGAUAUAACGCCCCCGCACGAAUGGAUUGCUAGAAAACUUGCAGGUAAUCAAAUAUCUUCAUUUUCUGUGUGUGAAGGCAUUGGAAGGACUCUCAAAGGGAGAGAUCUAAGCAGGGUAAGAAAUGCUAUCUUAACCAAAACUGGCUUUCUUGAAUAAACAAGGAUGGCCCCAUAUAUAUAUUAGCAGUGUAAUGAAUCAGACAUGAUGAUUUUACACACUAUAAAAUGGAGUUUCAAUGCAGUUAUGUUAUCGUUUAUGGAAGUUUGUGUUUUUGUAAAUUAAUCUCUCUUUUUUCUUCUUAGCAGAUUGUUUGUGUGUGUAUUUUGUUGAAUUGUAUAGUGGGCUGCUAUAAAAUUGUUGGCUUUCUUCUUUUCCAUU
Olea europaea var. sylvestris is the source of this 1028-nucleotide messenger RNA. RefSeq lists its product as uncharacterized. The transcript has 3 exons. NCBI's taxonomy places the organism in Eukaryota, Viridiplantae, Streptophyta, Magnoliopsida, Lamiales, Oleaceae. Bases 264 to 806 code for a protein of 180 amino acids. The record is from RefSeq and is a predicted model, not a curated record.